Messenger RNA from Penicillium canescens, 915 nucleotides. RefSeq lists its product as uncharacterized. The transcript is spliced from 3 exons. The record is from RefSeq and is a predicted model, not a curated record. Lineage: Eukaryota; Fungi; Ascomycota; Eurotiomycetes; Eurotiales; Aspergillaceae. Gene Ontology annotation, molecular function: transmembrane transporter activity. Gene Ontology annotation, biological process: transmembrane transport. Bases 1 to 915 code for a protein of 304 amino acids.
AUGCUCGGGCCAAUCUGCCAACCAUUAACAGCGAAAGACUUCCGUAUCUCAGAGGAAGUAAUGAUCCUAGCAACCAGCCUAUUCAUGCUAGGCUUCGCCUUUGGCCCAAUAAUCUUCGGUCCACUUUCCAAAUUAUACGGGCGGAAGCGACCGAUGUUCCUGGGCAUGUUUGUCUUUGCAAUCUUCCAUCCUCGUCGCAGUAGCCCGGAACCUCCAGGCAAUCUUCAUAUGUCGCUUUCUGGGUGGGGUACUUGCCAGUGCGCCUCUUGCCAUUGUGUGUCUUCCUCUUUUGGCAUCCCGUUGAGAAUGCUGUUACUAACUAGCGUGGUCUGGGGUAGGUGUCGGAGUGCGGCACUGCCAUUUCCAUCUUCGCCGCUAGCUCCUUUUGUCGGGCCUGUUGCUGGUCCAAUCACUGGUAGUUUCAUCACACUGUUCUUGGCGUGGCGCUGGACGGUGUAUAUCACUGCGACCUGGGCGUUUGCGUUCUCGACCAUUGGCUUCCUAACCAUUCCGGAGACAUUUAAGGUGACUUUGCUCUCGCAGCACGCCAAGUGCCAGCGCACAAAGACCAAGAACUGGGCCUUCCAUGCCAAGGCGGAGGAGAGCGUUAUUAGUACGCGAGAUAUUGAGUUCCGCUAUCUAUUUCGGCCUUUUCAGAUGCUCUUCCAGGAGCCAAUUCUUCUUCUGGUCACGCUGUAUGUUGGGAUCAUCUAUGGAUUUCUGUAUAUCUGCUUCGUAGCCUAUCCAAUCUCGUUCCAGUAUGAUCGCGGCUGGCAGGAAGGAGUUGCGGCAUUGGCUUUCGUGGCUAUCAUUUGUGGUGUUGCUGUGGCGUGUCUGAUCAUCGUGUUAUUUUCCUUGACACGGCAUCGAAGUACCUUGUCUGCACUGGACGAGUCGAUACCGAGGAACGGUUAA